Molecule: messenger RNA, 1628 nt
Organism: Cajanus cajan (pigeon pea)
Lineage: Eukaryota; Viridiplantae; Streptophyta; Magnoliopsida; Fabales; Fabaceae
Product: linamarin synthase 1
Molecular function (GO): quercetin 3-O-glucosyltransferase activity; quercetin 7-O-glucosyltransferase activity
Source: RefSeq, a predicted model, not a curated record
GCUAAACCACAUUCCAUAGCCAUCCUACAAGACCUUAUUCCUCACACACAUUCCUACUUUUGUGCUAAGAGGUAUUCCUUACACAACAUGGGCUCACUUGAUACCUCAAAGCCUCAUGUUGUAUUUGUACCAUACCCAGCACAAGGCCAUAUAAACCCCUUGAUGCAACUAGCCAAACUCCUUCAUUGUGUGGGUUUCCACAUAACAUUUGUGAACACUGAGUUCAACCACAACCGUUUUGUUAAGUCCCAUGGACCAGACUUUGUUAAGGGUCUCCCAGAUUUCAUAUUUGAGACCAUACCCGAUGGUUUGCCACCUUCGGAUAAGGACGCAACUCAGGAUGUUCCAACACUUUCUGAUUCUAUUAGAAAAAAAUGCUAUGGUCCUUUCAAGGAGCUGGUGGUGAAGCUCAACUCUUCACAUCAAGUGCCUAAAGUUAGUUGCAUAAUUGCUGAUGGGAUUAUGAGCUUUGCUGCGAGAGUUGCUAAGGAUUUGGGCAUAGCAGAGGUUCAAUUUUGGACCGCAUCUGCAUGUGGUUUUCUGGGAUAUUUGCAAUACGAUGAACUGGUAAAAAGAGGCAUUCUUCCAUUCAAAGAUGAGAAUUUUGUCAACGAUGGCACCUUGGAUAAAAGUUUAAGUUGGAUUUCUGGAAUGAAAGAUAUUAGAUUGAAAGAUCUUCCAAGCUUUAUUAGAGUCACCAAUUUGGAUGAUAUUAUGUUUGAUUUCAUGGGUUCUGGGUCUCAAAAUUGUUUAAGAUCAUCUGCAAUCAUCAUUAACUCAUUCCAAGACUUGGAAGAAGAAGCCCUCGAUGCCCUUAGGGCAAAUAAUCCAAACAUAUAUAACAUUGGCCCACUUCAAUUGCUUGGUACUAAUUUUCCUGAUAAAGAAAAGGGCUUCAAGUUAAAUGGGUCAAGUUUAUGGAAGAAUGACUCAAAAUGCUUAGAAUGGUUAGACAAAUGGGAAGUUGGCUCAGUCGUAUAUGUUAAUUACGGAAGUGUAACAGUAAUGACCGAGCAUCACUUGAAAGAAUUUGCUUGGGGACUAGCAAAUAGCAAGUUACCAUUCUUGUGGAUAAUGAGGGCAGAUGUAGUAAUGGGUGAAUCUAUAACUUUGCCACCAGAGUUCUUUGAUGAGAUCAAGGGUAGGGGAUACAUAACAAGUUGGUGCAUUCAAGAUCAAGUGCUUUCUCAUCCAUCAAUUGGUGUCUUUCUAACCCAUUGUGGUUGGAAUUCUACACUUGAAAGUAUAUCUGCGGGUGUACCUAUGAUUUGUUGGCCUUUCUUUGCUGAGCAACAAACAAAUUGCAGGUAUGUAUACACAACUUGGGGGAUAGGCAUGGAAAUUAAUCAUGAUGUGAAGAGAGAAGAGAUAGCAGAGCUUGUGAAGGAAAUGAUGAAGGGAGAAAAGGGGAUGGAAAUGAGACAAAAAGGCUUAGAGUGGAAGAAAAAAGCAAUAAGAGCUACUAAUGUUGGAGGAUCAUCUUACAACGAUUUCUAUGAUUUCUAUAAGUUAAUAAAAGAGGUUUUUCAUCAAAAUGUUAUUUGAGUCUUGUUUCUUUUGUCAUCAAUUGUACUAAAGUUGAUUAGUUAAAAUUUCUAUAAGUUAAUAAAAGAGGUUUUUCAUCAUAA